Pyricularia pennisetigena is the source of this 468-nucleotide messenger RNA. RefSeq lists its product as uncharacterized. The record is from RefSeq and is a predicted model, not a curated record. The transcript has 3 exons. Gene Ontology annotation, biological process: protein polyubiquitination; proteasome-mediated ubiquitin-dependent protein catabolic process. Gene Ontology annotation, molecular function: ubiquitin conjugating enzyme activity. Lineage: Eukaryota; Fungi; Ascomycota; Sordariomycetes; Magnaporthales; Pyriculariaceae. Gene Ontology annotation, cellular component: nucleus. The coding region runs from base 1 to 468 and encodes 155 amino acids.
AUGGCGGCCAGCUUUGCGAACAAGCGGUUGAGUAAGGAGCUGAUCAAGAUCAAAGAAAGUUUACCUCCUGGCAUUCUUCUCAUCAGUGCCGACAACUUCGAGGAGUGGUUAUUAGACAUAAAAGUUCUGGACAACAACCCCCUUUAUGCCAACGAGACGUACAGGCUGAAGUUCAGAUUCAGCUCAUCUUAUCCGAUAGAGCCGCCCGAGGUCGUCUUUACUAAGCUACCAGACCGCCCGAUACCCAUGCACCCGCACAUAUACUCCAACGGCAUCAUCUGUUUAGAUCUUCUGGGACAACAGGGAUGGUCACCAGUACAGAAUGUGGAGAGCGUUUGCAUGAGCCUACAGUCUAUGCUCACGGGCAAUACCAAAAAUGAGCGACCGCCAGGGGAUGAAGAGUUCGUGCGAAGCAAUAGGGCACGGCCGAGAGACAUCGAUUUCUACUACCACGAUAACACCGUCUGA